CCUCCGGAGGACAAUGAGGUGAGAACCGCUUCCGGCUGAGGAAACAUGGCAGCGACCUACAGUAGGGACCACAUUUGGGACAGGACCAUACGGCACUUCCGUCUGCAUCCCAGCUUCUGGAUGGUGUGGUACUGCUGAGUUCCAGCCAUGGGGUCUUCGGGCCUGGCUCGACUGCAGGGCCUCUUCGCGGUCUACAAACCUCCGGGGCUGAAAUGGCUGCACUUACGGGAGACCGUGGAGCUGCAGCUGCUUAAAGGUCUCAAUGCAUCAGCGAAACCUCCUGCUCCGAAACAGCGAGUUCACUUCUUGCUAGGCCCUGCAGAAGGCAGUGAGGAGAAGAAGUUGACUCUCACAGCCACCAGCGUGCCCACCCUCACUACCCACAGACUUGUACGUGGCCCAGCGUUCACCAGCCUGAAGAUUGGUGUUGGACAUCGCUUGGAUGGCCAGGCUUCUGGCGUUCUUGUGCUCGCCGUGGGACAUGGGUGCAGACUCCUCACCGACAUGUAUGAGGCUCACCUCACCAAGGAUUACACAGUGCGUGGCCUCCUAGGCAGAGCUACAGACAACUUCUGUGAAGAUGGGCGGCUGAUAGAGAAGACGACAUACGACCAUGUGACCAGAGAACUGCUGGACCGGAUCCUGGCUAUAAUCCAAGGCUCCCACCAAAAGGCACUGGUGAUGUACUCCAACCUGGAUCUGAAGUCCCAGGAGGCCUACGAGAUGGCUGUGCAGGGUGUGAUCCGGCCCAUGAACAAGUCCCCAAUGCUCAUCUCUGGCAUCCGCUGCCUGCACUUUGCACCUCCCGAGUUCCUUUUAGAGGUGCAGUGUAUGCAUGAGACGCAGCAGCAGCUGAGGAAGCUGGUGCAUGAAAUCGGCCUGGAGCUGAGGACCACCGCUGUGUGCGUGCAAGUGCGGCGCACCCGGGAUGGCUUCUUCAGGCUGGAUGAUGCCCUCCUGAGGACGCAGUGGGACCUACACAGCAUCCAGGACGCCAUCCAGGCUGCGGCCCCCCGGGUGACAGCAGAGCUGAAAAAGAACUUGAGACUAAGGUGGGGCCACCAGCAGCUCCCCAGUGCUGGGCAGCCUUGCGGCUCCAAGGACCCAAGCUCCACUUUGGGGGUGGAAAGCUCUGUGGGGCAGUGAUGCCCGAUGUGGGUGGGCAAAGACAAAGGCUUUUUACAAGUCAGAGCUGAUGGCCGUGCAGAGAGUGACCUCAAGGGCCUGAGCAGUGCCCACGCCUGCCAUCCCAGCGAAACAGAAAAAGGGGAAAAGGGAGUCUUUCUACUUGAGACACAGACGAACUGCAGGGAUGAGCUGUGUGUGGCGGCAGGGCCUAUCAUCUUAGCUAUUCGGGAAGCUCAGGCUAGAAUCUUGACCGUUGAAGGCCAGCCUGGGGUUACACUGUGAAACCGUGUCUCAAAAGUCAAAUCAGAGUCAGAUGUGUAAUUGAAGCACUCCAGAGGUAGAAACAGAAGAUCAGGAGUUCAAGGUCAUCCCAGCCACAGUGAGUUUAAGGCCAGUCUGGGCUGUUUCCAGUGUUUAGUUUUUCACCGAGAUGGGGAAUGUCACCCCAACACCUAACAACCAAUGGUGAUUUAUUUGGAUUCAUAUGACUGAUUUAACUGAAUGUAUUUGUACCCUAGGGAAAAGUCUUUUCACUGUUUUAAGGUGGUGUCUCACACCUGUGAUCUCAGUACUAAGCUGAGGCAGGAGGAUGACUCUGAGUUUGAGGCCAGCCUAAACUUUCUAGAGUACUUUAUAGUACAUGUCAGAAUUUAAUCCUUUAACCAGUCAUAGUGGUUACAGACCUGUAAUCACCACAUGGGUGGUGGAGGCAGGGGGAUCAGGAAUUCAAGGUCAUCUUUGGCUAUAUGAGUUCUAGGGUACAUGAAACCCUAUCUCCAAAAUAAAAAGCCCAAAAUUACUUUAAAAA
This is a messenger RNA of Peromyscus maniculatus bairdii (prairie deer mouse), 1936 nucleotides long. It is a transcript of the gene Trub2, whose product is annotated as TruB pseudouridine synthase family member 2. Gene Ontology annotation, molecular function: RNA binding; pseudouridine synthase activity. The record is from RefSeq and is a predicted model, not a curated record. Gene Ontology annotation, biological process: RNA processing; pseudouridine synthesis. Lineage: Eukaryota; Metazoa; Chordata; Mammalia; Rodentia; Cricetidae.